Aspergillus viridinutans is the source of this 477-nucleotide messenger RNA. Its product is annotated as DUF4604 domain-containing protein. NCBI's taxonomy places the organism in Eukaryota, Fungi, Ascomycota, Eurotiomycetes, Eurotiales, Aspergillaceae. The record is from RefSeq and is a predicted model, not a curated record. Bases 1 to 477 code for a protein of 158 amino acids. The transcript has 2 exons.
AUGUCCUUCAACGCGAAAAAUCUCGCCUAUGAGAAUAAACAGCCCGCUUUUCUACAGAAACUUAGAAACCAGUACGGAGAUACGUCUGGUCGUCUUGAAAGGCCCGCUGCGCGACCUCGAUUAGCGAAGAAAGAUGACGUGGACGAUGACGAGCCCACAUACAUUGAUGAAGAAAGUAACGAGGUGAUAUCAAAGGAAGAAUAUGAGGCACUAUUACGCGGUGACGAAAAACAACAGGAGUCAUCCGAACAACAGUCGGGUCAUGAGUUGAGAAAGGACACUGAAAAACCUGACGUCGAGGGAGCGUCAAAGCAGAAUUUGGCUGGAAUAGGAGGCCCAAAGAAGAGGAAACAGGCGAAAGUCAUUGCAGAUGAUAGUGUUGAAGCCGAGAAUGACACGCAGCAAGAGAAUACUGGACCUCAGAAAGCAAAGCAGAAACAAAAGAAGAAGAAGAUCAAGCUAUCCUUCGAUGAAUGA